Molecule: messenger RNA, 1802 nt
Organism: Acanthoscelides obtectus
Lineage: Eukaryota; Metazoa; Arthropoda; Insecta; Coleoptera; Chrysomelidae
Source: the annotation of a GenBank genome assembly
AGAUCCCUUCGAGCUACAAAACAGGAUAGAUUCGCUGAAACCAGAAGAAAGAUCCUACCUCCAUGACCAGUUAGCAAGAUUGGUCUCUUGCAAAGGCAAGUCGUGCACUGUGGCUCACAGUAAUCACAUAAGGCCGAAACCAAGGAUGAAUUCGUUACCACUACACAAUAUUGGGCAGUAUUAUAGGAAGAGGAAAUAUCAAGACGAAGCUGCCAGGAGUCUAGCGUUAGUACAAGAAUAUCCAUAUCGAACAGACUAUUCUCUGAAUACUAAAUCGUGGCGCCGUCGCGCCCUCUGGCGGCCAUCCUCGCAACCAUACGGUCAAGCACGACACGAGAGGAAGAGACGCAACAACAACUCCACCACAAUCAUCAGGCAACAGCAGGGGAGCCCAAAGAAGCCUGGUAGUAAAAGGAGACGGAGAAAAUCUUGAAGAAGCUAUCAAGAGUAGAACUCGUACGUGUGACUGAUUUUUUAUUUAGCCGUAAGGAAACGCGUGAAACGAUUUUACGGAUAUGAUAUUGCCUCAAUAUAAAUGGAUCAUCACCCGUCACCUCCGCCUACCACCCGUCACCUCCGCCUACCACCCGCCACCUCGGAGUAUAAUCGCGGCCUUAGGCCUGUGACCUUGGAAAUAGCUUUCUUGGCAAAAGGUAUACACCUUUCGCAUUCCAUGUAUCCAUAUAAGUAUUAAAUAUGUCACUUCCAAGAGAUUGAUAGCAUAAUUAUUGUAUUUAACCCGCAUUUAGAAUCUCAGAAAUAUACUGGUUCAAAUGUUAACCUGAUCUAUAAACGAAAAAAUCUCAUCUUUGUAAUAAACCAUAAAUAUUAAGACUCCCCAAAUUUUGAUAAACCGCAGCCCCGUGCAGUCAAAAAUGCAUGAUAAUCAUCCACCUCGUAACAAAAUGUGGUAAGUUAUAAUCAGCGCCUAAUGAUGUUGACCUUGUGGAACCAUUUUGAUUUGAUACUACUUGCAUUUGAAAACCAAUACUCCUGUACUUAUUCAAUAUGUCAUGAAAGUAAUGUAAAAUCUAGGAUUACAAGCCCCAAUGAAAAUCAAAGAUUACUUCCUAAAAAAAUACGCAUUCAUUCAGCUCAAAAGCAUCAAUUUUAAAUUACUUCAUAUAAAUAUGAACAGAUUUUGAGGUGCUUGUAAUGAUAGAUUGUACUACAACCCUCUACAGUACGAAAACUAUUUCUUUAAUAAUAAUAGCAGUUUUGUUUGAUGUAAAUAAUGUGAUCUCUAUUUUAUAUUUGCAUUUUCUUUCCUAAAGCUUCGAUGCUUUGUGUGUAUUAGUGUAUAUAAAAAUUUGGACACUCAGUAUACUAUACCCCUGUUUGUCCAAAAUUUCUUAGAAACGGAAACAAUCAUAGACAAUGUAGGUACCUGCGACACUUCCAUUUUGAGAUUAACUUUUGCUAUUUUUGUAGAACCCGGGUAUAGACAACGGUAUUUUACUACUUUUUCACUGUUUCUUUAACACUUCAUGUAGAGGUAAGCAAUGUUGUAAUGGAAGCAAUAAUGACUUUAUUUUUAAAGCGUGUUGUAAAAAAUCGUUUGCCAAUUUUAAUUCUCUAGUCUCUAGCUUUCGGCAUUGUAUAUAUUUUAUCAUUUGUAGAAAGUACAUAUUUAGAUUAUGUAAAAUUUAUAGUUUUAAGCAAAAUGUAUUAUUUUUUAUUUAUGCUAUUACUUGUAAUUUAGUUAUAGUGGAUCGAGAUUGUGAACUAAUUUAAGAAAGAUUUAGUGUUUUGUGUAUUGUAUUUAUUCUGAAGAAAAGAUGUAAUUGAACAUUUUUGGUGCC